ACAAGUUAAUACUCAUCGCACAGGGCGGAGAGCGACGCGCCAAAGCACUUGCCGAGAAGGAGAUGGGAACAAGUAUUGCCCUUGUUUGUUAUUGUUGUUCGAAUGCAUAUAAAUACCUGUGCAAUCACAAGCUAUGGACGUUUUUUCGGAAUACCACAUCCAACAUCCAGCAUUUUCAUACCACAAACAGAGGACGACGACGAGAACGAAAACAACAACAACAACAACAACAACAGAAAAUGAUGAUGAAGAUGGGAUUAUUCUCCAAAAUCCAAGUGCUGUUAAUAUUCAUAGGGAUAUGCCAGGUCAUGUCCCUGGCAUGGGCAAAGCCCCUCGAAGAGGGAGAUAUGAUAAUGGGCGAUACUGAGCCUAUCUAUGAAUACCAAAUGGUAGCGUGGCCGACGGACCUGGAGGAUGAUGACAUUGUUGAUGUUUUGGAUGAUGAUGAUGAGGACUUGGAAGGGGAUUUUGUUACAAGUGGGAAUAAGCCGAGUCAACACGAUGAACUGGACACUGAUGCAGAGCCACCUUUACCGGAAGAGGACCAGGAUCCUGUCGAGACCGUACAUGUUUUAGAAAACUACCAUAACACAUUUGCAAAUGGAACGGAAGAAAUCAAAUUGGUAAUGAGCAAUGGCCAUGUCAACUAUCAACGCAUCGAAUUAAAGGAGGUUGGUGGUGAGUUGCUGCCGGUACAGGAUGGUUAUUUCACUGUACCCGUUGACGGAUCUCCCCGGACGUUCCAAACAACUUACUACCAUGCCGAUGAGAAGGGCUACAACGUGUAUAAGACCGAACAAACUGUGCGCAAUCCCGCUCAUGAUGUCUACCUGGAAUAUAUUAAAACAGACCAGGAGACUGUGAAGUGA
Musca domestica (house fly) is the source of this 869-nucleotide messenger RNA. RefSeq lists its product as uncharacterized. Lineage: Eukaryota; Metazoa; Arthropoda; Insecta; Diptera; Muscidae. The record is from RefSeq and is a predicted model, not a curated record. The transcript is spliced from 4 exons. Bases 63 to 869 code for a protein of 268 amino acids.